AUGGUAGAAACCGAGACUAUGCGGAUCCAAUCAGUGACUCGUGGAAAAAGAAUCCGAAAAGAAGUCUCAGAAGACGACAUAACCUUCAUAGAGGUGGAUGUUGAUGAACUUCUUCUACCGCACAACGAUGCUUUGGUAAUCUCUCUCAAUGGUUUAGAUUUCAAAAUUAAGCAUGUUUUGGUUGAUCCAAAAACUUCAGCCAAUAUCAUUCAAUGGAGAGUUUUGGAGCAAGCAACGUUUACCAGAAACAUCAUUUGGGCAACAAAACUUCUAGCUGGCUUCAACUUAACAAGUGUCAUGACCCGAGGGGAAAUUUUGUUUCCCACGCGACUCGAAGGAGUAAAGAAGACCACGUUAUUUGAAGUGGUAGAUGGCGACAUGGGUUAUAAUAUUAUCCUUAGAAGGCCAUGGAUACACGAGAUGAAGGUCGUGACCUCGACCUAUGUUUUUGACACAAGAAGAGAUCAACCAAAUAAGAGGAGACCAACUGACAAUGAGGGAGACGAACGCAAUAAUCUUUUCUAG
Nicotiana tabacum (common tobacco) is the source of this 525-nucleotide messenger RNA. Lineage: Eukaryota; Viridiplantae; Streptophyta; Magnoliopsida; Solanales; Solanaceae. The record is from RefSeq and is a predicted model, not a curated record.